AUGGCCUCGUCCCUCCGCACCCUGCUAUCCUCGACACGCACCCGCCCAUUCCAGCACCAGCUGAACCUCCGCUCACCGUCCACGUUCCGCUUCCUCGCCAGCAUGCACACCGUUCCGAAACUAAAAGAUCCCUCUCUGUUCAUCGAGAAGAGCUUCGUCAAUGGCGAGUUCGUCUCCGCCAGCUCCGGCGAGACGUUUGAGGUCCAUGAUCCUGGCACAGGGAAGGUGAUUGGGAAGUGCGCAGAGUUCAACAAGGACGAUGCAACCAAGGCAGUCGACGCCGCAGAGGAGGCAUUGAUCUCGUUCCGCAAGACUCUGCCGCGAGAACGCUCGACCUUGCUACGCAAAUGGUUCAACCUGAUGCAGGAGAACGCAGAUGACCUAGCCACCCUAAUCACCUGGGAGAACGGCAAACCACUAGCAGACGCAAAAGGCGAAGUAGCAUACGCAGCCAACUUCUUCAACUGGUUCAGCGAAGAGGCCCCGAGACUAUACGGCGACGUGAUUCCCGCUUCAGUUCCCGGCAACCGCAUCAUGACGAUACGCCAGCCCGUCGGCAUCGCUGGCUUAAUUACACCGUGGAACUUUCCCGCUGCUAUGAUAACGCGAAAGAUCGGCCCAGCAAUAGCAGCCGGCUGCACCGUCGUCGCGAAAUCGCCCGCCGAAACACCCUUCACAGCCAACGCCCUCGCCGAACUCGGCCGACGAGCCGGCAUUCCCAAGGGCGUAGUGAACAUCAUCACCGCCCAGAAACACACAGCUGAGAUCGGCGAGCUCCUAACCACGGACCCGCGCAUCAAAAAGGUCUCCUUCACCGGCAGCACCAACGUCGGCAAGAUCCUAAUGAAACAAGCCUCCAGCACGCUCAAGAAACUCUCCUUCGAACUCGGCGGAAACGCACCCUUCAUAGUCUUCGACGACUGCCCGGACAUCGACGCCGCCGUCGCCGGCGCCAUCGCAUGUAAAUUCCGCAGCUCAGGCCAAACCUGCGUGUGCGCGAACCGGAUCUACGUGCAAAAAGGCAUCUACGACGAAUUCGCGAAGAAAUUCACCGAGAAGGUCGGGCAGUUCCACGUCGGCUACGGGUUCGACGACGGCGUCACGCACGGUCCUGUCAUUCAUGAUCGUGCGGUGACGAAGGUGCAGCAGCAUAUCGACGACGCCACGAGCAAGGGCGCGAAGGUUGCUAUUGGUGGGAAGGCGCUGCCUGAUUUAGGCGCGAAUUUCUACUCGCCUACCGUACUUACGGGCGUCACAUCGGACAUGAAGAUCGCAUCCGAGGAAACGUUCGGUCCUGUGGCGCCUUUGUUCCCGUUUGAGACGGAGAAGGAGGUCGUCAAGCUCGCUAAUGCUGCGGAGGUCGGGCUGGCGGGGUACUUCUUCAGCAGAGAUGUCGGAAGAAUAUACAGGGUGGCAGAAGCGUUGGAGUGUGGGAUGUUGGGUGUCAAUACGGGACUGAUAUCAGAUCCAGCUUCGCCGUUCGGAGGCGUCAAGGAGAGUGGGUUCGGGAGAGAAGGUUCGAAGUACGGCAUCGAUGAGUACACGACGAUCAAGAGUAUCACGAUUGGCGGGAUUCAGAAUGAGUUGCAGGGCUGA
Messenger RNA from Cyphellophora attinorum, 1596 nucleotides. RefSeq lists its product as uncharacterized. Gene Ontology annotation, biological process: GABA catabolic process. The record is from RefSeq and is a predicted model, not a curated record. Lineage: Eukaryota; Fungi; Ascomycota; Eurotiomycetes; Chaetothyriales; Cyphellophoraceae. The transcript has 3 exons. Bases 1 to 1596 code for a protein of 531 amino acids. Gene Ontology annotation, molecular function: succinate-semialdehyde dehydrogenase (NAD+) activity.